AUGCAAGAAGAAUAUUAUGAUGAAGACGGAUUUAAACUGCAUUUCGAAGAGGAUGUCCCGCUCCUCGAACGGCAGUUCUACUUGCGGGCCUUUCCGAACGUUAGUAAAAUCGCCGACCGAAAGGUCCACUGCACGGCAUGCCAUACCCACAUCGGAACGGCGCCGGUUUCCGAGGCCAUCAUCCGGAUGCAUCCCGUGUUGAAGGUUACGCACUGCCGAUCGUGCCACGCGUUCUACAGCAGCGGAGAGUUCGAUAAGGGAGAGGAUGGCAGUGAACUGUACUGUCGCUGGUGCGGCCAGGGAGGAGAAGUGUACUGCUGCUCGAAAUGUCCGUACGUGUUCUGCAAGAGUUGCAUCGUGCAGAACCUAUCCCGGGUGUGCGUGCAAGAUAUAGCGCGAAAUGAGAACUGGCAUUGUUUCGGUUGCGCCCCGAGGAUCGUGUGGCAUAUGCGAGCCCAGCACUGGGCCCUAAUGAACUACAUCAACAAGCAGAAAAAGAUGAUCAAAAGUAAGAACCUUUCUGCCAUCGGCAUUCAGCAACUGAUGAAGCAGGACAACACCGUGUGCUGCUCGACGAGGGUGCUCAACAAGCGGCCGGGAAAGAAAGCCGUGACGUACGGCGGGCCUCGCACGAACAUCAGACUGGUAAACGAAGACUUCUCCGAUGACUCGUCGUCCAACGACGACCCUGAAGCUUCGACCAGUGCGGCCUGUUCGUCCAGCAAACCGAUGGUUACCAUACCGGCUGGGGAGCAGAAACUGCUGAAUGUGUCGCUACCUCGGAUUGAAGUGGCCACUACGCCGCAAAUCAAAAAGGUUAGCAUCCCGUCGGACAGACCGAGCCAACAGUCGGGUCAGCAGCAGCAGCAGCCGCAAAGACACCAACAGGAAGCGUACCAGGCGCAGCAACAAUUGCAGCAGAUAGCGCAGCAAAAGCAGGACGCACGGCGCUGGACCUCUGUUCAGCGGAACGAAAGCGGCUCUCUCUCGACCCAGCCCCCCGCCAAAAGGCCGAGAAUGAGCAACGACUCCGAAGUCGUCUGCACACCAGACAUCGCGGGAAUUCUCACACCUGCGGAGGAUCCCAAAUCGUCGGCAACACCGCCCGGUCUGCAGCAGCACCACCAACAGCAGAACCAGCAGGGCCAGUCAAACCAAAUGUUCAUCAACAAUUCUCGAAUGAUCCCAACGUCGCCAUCGCCCUCGUCGCCACCGUCGUCGUCAUCGUCAAUGGCCGCGCAUAAGGUUCCCGUCCCAGCGGGAGGCAUACGCUUCCAAGUGCCGCAACCAGUCUCAGUGCGAAUGACGUCCACCGGGCAACCGAACGGCGGCCAGCGACAUGCCGCGGCACCGUUGGUACAGAAGGUGCGAAAAUUGGUGCCGGCGUCGAGCAUGUCGGGUGGUAAAGGUAUGCCCCCUGCGCCUGUCUACCAUACGAUCAACGGCUUUCGUGUCGAUCUGAGCACAGCCUCCCAGCAGAACACGUUCCGUCUGCCGAACGGGAAGCUUAUUCAGGUGCGAAAGCAGGGAAGCAGUAGCUACAGCAACAAGCAGCCGCCGGAACGGAUAAAUGGAGAAGUGGUCACGAGCACAACGGCGGCCACACCGCAUGAGCUACCGAUGACGUUGCCCAGGGCAAACUCAAACGGCCUUACCACGGCUGACAAUUACACCGUAACGUCGGUUUCUUCCAACGGCAAUCUGUUGGUGUCCACUGCCAACUUUCGACCCCCAAUGGCCCUGCUACCCAUGCAGCGAGCCCCUGCGGUCCCUCAGGGUAACCAGCAGCUGCGGUCAGCAGGACAGCAGCUAGGGCGUCCAAUAUUGCCACGUCCACCGGGUGCUGGGCUGCCCGGGCAGCCACUAACGGGAAAUCAUGCCGCGUACUUCCGAAAUCAAACGUUCAGCAUCGUUCCGCAACCAACCGGCAACCCGGAUGUGGAGCUUCAGCCCCAGCACCAGCAGCAGCAGCAGCAGCUGCAACCCCAGCCAGAGCAGCUGCAGCAGCAAGUGCAAGUGUCCAACAACAUUCCGUCGGAACAUUUAAUUCCGAUCCUUUCGACGAUGGCCCGUGCACCGGCUUCUGCUCCCGUUGCUGCCGCUGCCGCUGCCGGGAACUACGGCACAACGGGUUCCGCACAACCGUCCCUGUUGAGCACACUGCGCACGAUGGUAAACGGUCCCCACGAGGACACAGCACUGGGGAUUGCGCGGCAAGAGUACGAGUCCAAGCUGCUGCUCGGGGCGGAGAUAUGCAACCAGAUCGUCACCAAAAUCGGUUCCCUGAUCAACUCGAACUCGUUCAAGUACAUUCGCAACCUGUGCGACCUGAAGGAACUGUACAUCCACCUGUCCUACCUGCUCAAGUAUGGUAUGGGUCGGCUGCAGGUGCUGCAGGACCGGUGUGUCGACGACGUGAAGAGCAUGGGCUUCGACAAGCCGUCCGACUUCGUAAUGGUGGGCGAGAUCCGCAACCGCAACCCGGAGGACGACAAGAGCGGCGACGAGGACGACUGCGAGAUCAUCGAGCAGAACACGACCGUCAUCGAGGUCGACUCGGACGACGAAGACGGAGGGACGGAACCGCAACAAAAGUCACCUGAAGACGACGGGGCCAGUGGCGCCCAGCAACCGCCAACGCCGGCCGAAGGGAAUGUGGCCUUGCAGUUCGAAGUCGUUGCUGGUGCGCAGGGAACGUACAACAUCAUGGAGGUCGAUUCGUCGCGAUCAAGCGUCUCGACGUCCGGCGGAUCACCGGAACCCGCUGUCGCUGUGCCAUCACCGCCCCCCGUCGUCGUUGACGCAGCUCCGGAUGGUGGUGCAGCCGAUAAGGUGGUCGCACCGUCAGAAAGGUUAACGGACAAGAGAACGGAGGGCGGCGAAAAUGUUUCCCGGACAAAAGAACCCGCGGCUGACACACAAUCGGUGGACGCUGCCAACAAAGGAACGACCGGUGCCGCCGAGGAGCUGGUAGAGCUGAUUGAGAUGAAUGAAUCCGAAGUCACGGACGAACGGACGGCGGCGGUAGGCGAAGAUGGAAAAACGACACCCGCCGCGGAUACGUCGGCCUCGGGCGCCAAAGAGCACUCAUCAUCCGGCAGUGAUCUGCUGUUUGGGCUGAAGGACGCCGUGGAACUGAUCGAGAUCUCGGCCAACGAAGUAUCGGAGUUACUUGAGAUCAGCAGUGAGCAGGAAGCGUCGUUGGUCGCCAAUCCGGAAGGCGCCAGAGAAGAGACGGUGGACAAGGCACCCACCGCAAAGCACGAUGAUGGUGGCGGUUCCCGGAAGGGCCUUCAGGAGAAGAUGGUUGACGGCAGCGAAACGGUGACCGCUGAAGUAACACCGGUGGCUUCUGUCUCCUCGGGGGACAGUGGACACGAGCCGAGGUUGACAGAAGCCACCGAAACAAGCCGCCGAGACGAGCCGAACUGUGAUGAACCAGUGGAACGCUCCGACCACGACGUGAGAAUGGAACCGGCGGACCGUGGCUCUGGCACCUCGGCUGACCCGGUUGAGGAUGCUAGCAUGCUGCCAACGGACGACGAUUUGGUGGUGGCAACGGCGGACGACGAUCCGCUGUCUUCAGCGAAGAACGACCCGAGACGGCCAGAUGAUGAUGACGGUGGUGGCAAAGGAAUGGACAACAGCGACGACUAUGAGAUGGACCAGUACGAUUACGGCGACGAAGACCAGAUGAAAGACGGCGUAGAAGAGGACGAGAACGAGGUACUGAUACUGUUUCCGACGGAAGAAGCGGAAAGCAACGCCGAGGGUAUCGAUCCCAAGCGUAUCGAAGAAGAUCCAAAGCCCUCCGCUCUAAUCUACGGGCCGUUUGCGGAUGAACACCCACGUAAGUCGAACCGUCUAAUCUUGGACGACCCCAUCCCAGACACGGACGUGCUGCUCGACAAUGCAGAAGACGAACCGGCGGACAAGCGGCUCCAGAAAGACCGGUUGACAGCGGCCCCACCUGGAAGACCGGUUGAUGGCCUAGAAAACGGCGGGAACCAGAAGAAUGAGCAAAUCGGUUUAUUUGAGGACAAUUAGAGUUGUCUGUCUGCCUGGGGCACAAACAUAUGGGCCCCCCCGCCGUAUCGGAGGUGUGUGCCUGGCGGAGUCUCUUCAGCUGUACAUAAAAUAGAUCAUAAGUGAGGUUAAACUAUUUAUAUGUGUAACGUACGUGUGUA
Molecule: messenger RNA, 4187 nt
Organism: Anopheles bellator
Lineage: Eukaryota; Metazoa; Arthropoda; Insecta; Diptera; Culicidae
Exons: 5
Coding region: 1-4047 (1348 amino acids)
Source: RefSeq, a predicted model, not a curated record